Molecule: messenger RNA, 372 nt
Organism: Cryptococcus wingfieldii CBS 7118
Lineage: Eukaryota; Fungi; Basidiomycota; Tremellomycetes; Tremellales; Cryptococcaceae
Exons: 2
Coding region: 1-372 (123 amino acids)
Source: RefSeq, a predicted model, not a curated record
AUGUACAAGUAUCAGCUGGACGAAGUGAAGACACAGCUUGCACCCGGAGCGCGCCUCAUCCCGCCACCAUUCUCGCUUCCCACUCCCACCCCCGGGGACGGGCUAGCAGCUUACGCGAUACGCUCUUCUCCAUUCUCCCCUCUCUCCCUCCUCGCCCCUCGUUCAUAUCACUCUGUCUCAUGUGCCAAGCUGAUGAAUGUGAGCAGCAACGAAGGCGGCUGGCAAACCGGCAUGAUCAUGCACAUGGUCGCCUACAAAUAUAAGAUAUACGCCCAGCUCUUUGCGUGGGAACAGGACAAGGCUGGGCAGGCGAGGGGUAAGACGUGGAGUUUGAGGGCUAUUAUGGCCGACUAUGAUCCUUGGGCCGCCUAG